Messenger RNA from Pseudocercospora fijiensis CIRAD86, 740 nucleotides. RefSeq lists its product as uncharacterized. Lineage: Eukaryota; Fungi; Ascomycota; Dothideomycetes; Mycosphaerellales; Mycosphaerellaceae. The record is from RefSeq and is a predicted model, not a curated record. The transcript is spliced from 2 exons. Bases 326 to 628 code for a protein of 100 amino acids.
ACUCGUGCCAACAAGGAGUUCUCUUCGCGCACCCAGGACACUGCUCGCUGGGCUCGCGAGCAGAUCAAGCGACAGUCAGCCCUUGGAGGCAACGCCCAGAUGUCUUGAGAAAUCAUACCAUCGAAGCUGCCGCCCUGCAUAGCUGCACGUAUAGCUGCGUGUUGCUCAUGCUCAGGUCCAGCCCUAGCUGAUGCUCAAAUCAGCAGUGCCCAAUGUCGAUGAAAACGACAGGACCAUGAGCAGUCCAAGAAAGGCCACCAUCCACCGCCACGGACCUUUUCCCCGCGAGUGCACGCUGUGAUUUCCGCCCUUGUCUCCGCUGUUCAUGCCCGAGGCAGACCUUGGAAUGAGACGUGACUUCUUUGCUCUUGAGGCACUACGCCGUGGAAAGAUCAGGGUUCACUUGCUGCCACCCACCCACCCCGAAACGCUUCCCCGAAGCACGACCCAUGUUACAACAGCACACGACACGACACGCACUCACGCCAGCACCUGCACGCAUGGAUACCCGCCCAACACAAUUGGACCCUUUUGUCUGACACCGAAACAAGGAAGUGAUGAUACAGCAUGCAUAGCAAUGAUAGCACUGGCACAAGCACAAAGCACGGAGAUGGAUCAGGAGGGGUAGAGACGGUGCGCACUGUUGCCUCGACAGUGUCGAAAGAAUAGAUCUGAUCACCCUAAUCACAAUCGAAAUAUCUCGUAUCCCUUAGCUCGGCAGCAGCGAGGAGUGUUCCCCG